Molecule: messenger RNA, 1344 nt
Organism: Musa acuminata AAA Group (dessert banana)
Lineage: Eukaryota; Viridiplantae; Streptophyta; Magnoliopsida; Zingiberales; Musaceae
Product: homeobox-leucine zipper protein ATHB-13-like
Exons: 2
Coding region: 156-1070 (304 amino acids)
Biological process (GO): positive regulation of DNA-templated transcription
Cellular component (GO): nucleus
Molecular function (GO): DNA-binding transcription factor activity, RNA polymerase II-specific; sequence-specific DNA binding
Source: RefSeq, a predicted model, not a curated record
UACUGUGCAUCCCUACAGCUCUCAGUACUCUGAUCUCUCCACAUCCAUCUGAAUCUUCACCUUCUUCUCACAAUCUCUUGCUUUCCCUAUCACCAUGUCCUCGUGCUGGUGAUCCCCUCAACCUGCGACGAAAAAGGCCUGCAAAUGCAAACACCAUGUCCUUCUUCCAUCAUGGCUUCAUGUUGCAGAUGCAAACACCCCAUGAAGAAGAACACCAACUCCUCACACCUUCCCCAUGCACCAAUCUCCAAGACCUCAGAGGUGAGUCGCGCGUUCGCCAUGACACCCAUCCCCAAGUCCUCCGAAUGGAACUGACGCUCUCGGUGGUGGUGGUGGUGGUGUUGGAUGCAGGUACGGCUUCGAUGGUGGGGAAGAGAUCUGUGUCCUUCUCCGGGAUGGACACCUGCAGAGAGAUGAGCGCCGAGGAGGACCUGUCGGAUGAUGGAUCGCAAGCAGGGGAGAAGAAGAGGAGGCUCACCGUGGAGCAGGUGAGGACACUGGAGAAGAACUUCGAGCUGGGGAACAAGCUGGAGCCCGAGAGGAAGAUGCAGCUGGCCAGAGCGCUGGGGAUGCAGCCGAGGCAGGUGGCCAUUUGGUUCCAGAACAGAAGGGCGAGGUGGAAGACGAAGCAACUGGAGAAGGAUUAUGAUGUGCUCAAGAGGCAUUUUGAGGUCAUCAAAUCUGAGAACGAAGCUCUCAAAGCCCACAACAAUCAACUCCAAGCUGAGAUCAUGGCUCUUAAAGGCAGAGAACCAUCAGAUCUCAUCAACCUUAACAAAGAUACUGAAGGAUCUUGCAGCAACAGAAGUGAGAACAGUUCUGAGAUCAACUUAGAUAUCUCGAGGCAAUCAGUCGAUAAGAGCCCACUGCACCCUCACCAAAGCUCUAAUUUCUUCCAGCCAGUUAGGCCGGGAGACAUGGACCAUAUCUUCCAAAGCUCCUCGAGGCCAGAAACACAGUGCCCCAAGCUUGAGAAUGGUGGACAUGAGGGCACCUUAAGCAACCUGUUGUGCAGCAUGGAAGAUCAAUCUGCUUUCUGGUCAUGGUCAGACCACCACAGCUUUCAUUGAGGAAGAAUGCCAUCAGCACAAUCUGUUUGAUCAAUGUCAUUGGUGAAGCAUGAAGAACUCUUUUUGAAUUGUGAAAGAUCGUUCCGCAUCAGCAGCAGCAGCUGGAUGAAGCUGGUUAGUAGACCCUUCUUGGGAAUUAUUGUGCUAAGAACAAUCCUGCUGAGAGUUAAAAUUGAGUGAGGUUGAUGAAGGAAUUGGUAAAAGGAAUAAAAGUGUCUAUUACUGGAUAUUCCAAAUUGCAUCAUAUAUAUUAUUUUCUAGCUUGCAGUGAUUA